UUAUCGUGUCGUUCCACCAAGGAUCAACCUAGUCGCAGGCUCGCUCUCCUCUUUACCCUUUCCCUCUCUAUUCCUCGCUCUCCGCCCUCUUUCUUUCUUCUCGCCGAAUCGGCCAUGCCCGCCCAAGUCGAAUCCCCCGAGGCCACCACCGCCAUAGCCCCCCACAAGAAGCGGAAACCAAAGCACAAGAAGGGCAAGACUCCAAACAAGAAGAUAAAGAAGGCAGCCGGGGCCAUGGCCGCCGCCGCCAAGCACAAUAACCCCAGCAAGAAGAUGAUCAAGCUAUUCCGCAAGAGGGCCAGGGAGUACAACUCCGAAGACGACGACGACGACGACUAUGACGAAGAGAAAUCGACUGCCGGACUGAGGGAUUCGAGCGCCGAAGCCCUUCAGGAUCGAGAGGAUGUCGCCUCGAGUGGGGACUCCGGCGAGGAGGGGGAAGGGCAGAGGGCUUUGGAUUCUGGAGACGAUUUCAGUGGAGAUUCCGAAGGUGAUGACGAGGACGAGGGGUAUGGCGCUCAUCAGCGUAUUACGAAGUUCGCCGAAGGUUCUAGAGCGUUCAGGGUGGCUUUCAUGAAGAUUAUGAAAAAGAAUCUUCCAAACGAUCCACUAGGUCCUAUAUUGUCGGCACACAAGAAGCUUGUCGCCGAGAAGCUUGCAGAAGAAGAAACUGAGCAUAAGGUGAAGGGAGAAGCAAAGAAAGAGAAGCAUUUGGCAGCAGAGAAAGGGCGUGUAAAGCCAGCUAAUUUCUUGGAUGCAAAGGAGAAGUCUCUUAUUAGUAUUGCCACAAAAGGAGUGGUCAAGUUAUUUAAUGCGGUAAGUAAGGCACAGAAUCCUCAGAGAGGCUUGAAUCCUUCAAAGUCAAAAGAUGCCAAAGUGUUGGCAAAACAAAGAAAACAAACUUUCUUAUCAGAACUCCAAAAACCAACAACACAAGCUCCCGGCAACCCUUCGCCAUUCAACUCUUCCAAGGUUCCCAAUUCUACAGGUAAAGAACAUAGUAAUGAGCCUGGAUGGGCUCCAUUACGUGACAGUUACAUGCUGAGUUCAAAGUUGAAGGACUGGGAUAAAAUGCCAGAUCCUGGUGGAGCUGUUGAUGAAGAAGACGUUUCUCUGGAGAGUUCCUCUGAUGAAGAAUAAAAAGACACGAAAACUUAAGGCUUUCUUACAGGCAUUCUGUGGCUGGUGUGAGAAGAAUGGAAUUAUGUAACUAGAAGUUAUUCUCGAGUAUCAUAUGCUUGUCUAAUUAAUUUGCUUCUACAGAAGCAGAUUUGUGCACCCAAGCUGGUUUAGAUGCUGUUACGACAACAAGAGCAUCUACAGUUAGCAUCAACAUUCUAGGAAUAUUGGAGGAGAAAGAUUUUGGGGUUUUCCAUGUUUGCCCAUAAUAGCACUAGUACUGCCGAUGAUUACUAGUUCACUAGUUUCUUAUUAUUACUUGUUUUUAACUUUUCCGACCUAGCUGCAGAUAAUUAGCAAAUCCUGUAAUCACUUAUUUUGCAAAUUGUAGGUGGGUGCCGUAUGUUUUUCAAACUGCCUACAGAACAAUUAUGAAAGCUUUUGGAAGGGGAAUCUUGCAUCCCUUUUUGUCAUCUGUCUCAUUCUCUAGAGGAUGACCGGAAGGUAAUGACAGGCCGGUGUAGUGCAUAUGACCAAAUUAGUUUCUUGAAUAAAUCGAUGCGUGAGAGAUUGUUU
Molecule: messenger RNA, 1695 nt
Organism: Elaeis guineensis (African oil palm)
Lineage: Eukaryota; Viridiplantae; Streptophyta; Magnoliopsida; Arecales; Arecaceae
Biological process (GO): maturation of LSU-rRNA; maturation of 5.8S rRNA
Cellular component (GO): preribosome, large subunit precursor
Source: RefSeq, a predicted model, not a curated record